AUGAAUGCAUACUUGGCAGAUCAAACAAGACGCCAAGUACUAAAUUGGUCCAGGCGUUUCCAAAUUAUCUGUGGGAUUGCUAGGGGACUACUCUAUCUUCAUCUAGAUUUCAGAUUGAGCAGUAUUCAUAGAGAUCAAAAAGCUAGUAAUGUUCUGCUUGAUAGCAAGAUGAACUCGGAAAUUUCAGAUUUUGGCACGGCAAGAACUUUUGGAGGAGACCAGACUGAAGCCAAUACAAACAGAGUGUUUGGAACUUUCUUUGGUAUACUAUUGUUGGAGAUAAUAAGUGGAAGAAGAACUAGAGAGUUUUAUCAUCCAAAUCACAGCGGAAACCUUAUUGAACAAGCAUGGAGUUUAUGGAAAGAAGGUGGGCCAUUGGAUCUUGAUGAUGAUUUCUUAGUAGAUAUUAGCAUGAAUGCAUACUUGGCAGAUCAAACAAGACGCCAAGUAUUAAAUUGGUCCAAGCGUUUCCAAAUUAUCUGUGGGAUUGCUAGGGGACUACUCUAUCUUCAUCUAGAUUCCAGAUUGAGCAGUAUUCAUAGAGAUCGAAAAGCUAGUAAUGUUCUGCUUGAUAGCAAGAUGAACUCGGAAAUUUCAGAUUUUGGCACGGCAAGAACUUUUGGAGGAGACCAGACUGAAGCCAAUACAAACAGAGUGGUUGGAACUUACUUUGGUAUACUAUUGUUGGAGAUAAUAAGUGGAAGAAGAACUAGAAGGUUUUGUCAUCCAAAUCACAGCGGAAACCUUAUUGAACAAGCAUGGAGUUUAUGGGCAGAAGGUGGGCCAUUGGAUCUUGAUGAUGAUUUCUUAGUAGAUAUUGGCAAUCUAUCUGAGGUAUUUCAAUGCAUUGACAUUAGCCUUUUACGUGUACAGCAGCAUCCUGAGGAUAGACCAAGCAUGUCAUCUUAG
This is a messenger RNA of Durio zibethinus, 909 nucleotides long. Lineage: Eukaryota; Viridiplantae; Streptophyta; Magnoliopsida; Malvales; Malvaceae. The record is from RefSeq and is a predicted model, not a curated record.